CUCUAUCCGUACCUUCUCCUUUGUCAACUCCCCAGAACAGAAAAGACCAUGUGGACUGCUAAAGCUACUACUGUUUCACUGCUUCAUCAGUCACCACCAUUUUUAACGAUCACCACAGUUCCAUCAUUUAUUAAAAGUUUCAAUUCUCUAUACCCAGUUUCAUCUUCUUUAGCUUCUUCCUCGAUUCAUCUUUCACCCAUUAAACUUCAAUACUCGAUUUCAUCAUCUAAGAAACAUCAUUCUCCAUCCAGGAUUCAAAACCCAGUGAAAGCAAAGAAAGUAGCUGAUGAUGACGGUGACGAUGGAGGGGUUGAUUUGGGUUGGCUACCAGCUUUUCCUCAUGUACUAUUAGCUUCCAUGUCUAAUUUCCUCUUUGGAUAUCACAUUGGGGUAAUGAACGGGCCAAUUGUAUCUAUAGCCCACGAGCUCGGUUUUGAAGGGAAUUCUCUUCUUGAAGGUCUUGUAGUUAGUAUAUUUAUAGCUGGUGCGUUCAUUGGAAGUAUAAGCUCUGGAUCAUUGGUUGAUAAACUUGGGUGUCGUCGUACACUUCAGUUUGAUACUAUACCUUUGAUUCUUGGUGCAAUAAUAAGUGCUCAAGCACAUUCGUUGGAUGAAAUACUACUGGGAAGAUUUCUAGUUGGCCUUGGAAUUGGUGUUAACACUGUUCUCGUUCCAAUUUAUAUUUCAGAGAUCGCUCCAACGAGAUAUAGAGGUUCACUAGGAUCUUUAUGCCAGAUUGGGACAUGCCUAGGGAUCAUUACAUCAUUGUCUUUAGGAAUUGCUUCUGAGAAUGAUCCACAUUGGUGGAGGACACUGUUGUACAUUGCAAGUGCACCUGGUUUCAUUCUUGCACUUGGCAUGCAGUUUACAGUUGACAGUCCUCGCUGGCUGUGUAAAGUGGGAAGAUGGGAUGCUGCAAAAAAUGUUAUCAGCAACUUAUGGGGUGAGGUUGAAGUCAAAAAAUCAAUCGAAGAAUUUAAGUCAGUGAUUAACAAUAAUGGUAGUGAUUCUGAAGCUAGCUGGUUGGAACUUCUCAGAGAACCCCACAGUAGAGUUGCUCUCAUCGGUGGGGCUCUUUUUGUACUUCAGCAAUUUGCCGGAAUAAAUGGAGUUCUUUAUUUUUCAUCCUUGACGUUUAAAGACGUUGGCAUUGAAAGUGGUGGUUUAGCUAGUUUGUAUAUUGGACUCACCAAUUUUGCAGGUGCAGUAUUGGCUUUGAAUUUAGUUGAUAAGCAUGGGAGACAAAAGCUUUUAAUAGGAAGCUAUUUGGGAAUGGCAUCUUCGAUGUACCUCUUGGUUUAUGGUAUCAGUUCCCCAUUGGACGAACAACUUAGUCAGAGCUUAUCAAUAGUUGGAAGUCUCUUGUACAUAUUUAACUUUGCAAUCGGUGCGGGUCCUAUAACUGGUCUUGUUUUACCGGAAUUAAGCAGCAAUAGGACACGUGGGAAGAUCAUGAGCUUCAGCCUCUCUGUACACUGGGUCUGUAAUUUCAUGGUUGGUCUAUUCUUUCUGGAACUAGUGGAUAGAUUCGGAGUUGCACCCAUUUAUGCAAGCUUUGGUGGGGUUUCCUUGUUGUCCGCAGUAUUUUGCUACUACUUUAUAGUCGAAACAAGAGGAAGAUCUCUCGAGGAAAUAGAAUUGUCUCUAAAACCCAUCAUCCGAACUAAAAAUAAAUAACUCAUUUCCAGACCACUACCAAUGAGUUGCUUAAAAAGGUCUGAGGCUUUCACAAGCCACACUCAGAUCAGUUGCCGUUCGUCUUUAAAGUCCUAAAGUCUUUUAACUAUAGGUCUUUUCGUCUUAAAAGCAUGAAAAUGUCUAAAGACUUGAAUGGUUGCAAUUAGCAUGUUGUAUAACUUCUAUAUGUGCAGCUAAGCGCAUCUUAUUUUAUGAAGCGAAAGUAUCACUCUUCCUGAAA
Molecule: messenger RNA, 1918 nt
Organism: Papaver somniferum (opium poppy)
Lineage: Eukaryota; Viridiplantae; Streptophyta; Magnoliopsida; Ranunculales; Papaveraceae
Product: probable plastidic glucose transporter 1
Exons: 12
Coding region: 49-1677 (542 amino acids)
Biological process (GO): monosaccharide transmembrane transport
Cellular component (GO): membrane
Molecular function (GO): hexose transmembrane transporter activity
Source: RefSeq, a predicted model, not a curated record